Messenger RNA from Gasterosteus aculeatus aculeatus (three-spined stickleback), 4078 nucleotides. RefSeq names its product rho GTPase-activating protein 18. Gene Ontology annotation, molecular function: GTPase activator activity; peptidyl-prolyl cis-trans isomerase activity; Hsp90 protein binding. The record is from RefSeq and is a predicted model, not a curated record. Lineage: Eukaryota; Metazoa; Chordata; Actinopteri; Perciformes; Gasterosteidae. Gene Ontology annotation, biological process: piRNA processing; spermatogenesis; regulation of small GTPase mediated signal transduction. Gene Ontology annotation, cellular component: cytoplasm.
ACAUGUGCCGAUAUUUUGCAAUUCCCAUGUGUCCCUUUUUCACCAACACCUGGGAAUGUGUAGUUCACUUUGCUCAAAGUAACACACAAAUCACUGCACACUUUCUUACUCAUUUGGUUUGAUGGUGAGUUUUUGGUUUAGAGUGAAAUCCGGUGCUCUAUGGAGCUGGAUGGGAUCUAAUAGCUAACAGGAAUCCCUUUGCCUGGAGGGUUUAUACCCUAUUUACCAACAGCUGUUUUGUUAACAAGCCCCGUUGUGAUAUGAAAUAAGAUCCAUUACACAAGCACCUGUCUCGAUUAAAGGCCAAAUUAUUUAACACGUUACUAAUUUUAACAAAAAACAUUUGUGUGCUUUGGAUGAUGAUUCAUUCUGGUAUUGUUGCUGGUUUUUAUACUUUAAAAUCUGAUAUUUUGAGUAAAAGGGAAAAAUUGAAGCCACCUUCAGCUCUUUGUUUUGGUGCCUUCAGAAGGUAAAAAGCGCGCUCACCUGUCUUCACUUUAGCAUCUGUUUACCUUUUACGACGACCCUCCGAAAAGUGUGAACGCAUGUUUCAUGAAUGUGACCUGGCACAAGGACGAUGUCAAGAUCGACCGAAGAUGAUUUGACUGCUCUAUUAAUUAUUAAUUAUUUAAUCCAUGUCUUGCUCUUAAAAUAGCCUCCACUCAGGCGUCGCACCAGGAAGUAGUCGGUGCGCUGGGGCAGCAGCAGGGGGCGCCCCGCCAGCUAUUAGCCGUCGCCCACUUGCGGUUUUUUUAGCCAAUCCCCUUGCAGAGCGGUGUGUGUGUGUGUGUGUGUGUGUGAUAUCUGUACUCCUGCCCCCGUCCUGCCCCGCAAACACACUCAACGUGCGGCAGGCAGCGGAAAGCCGCCGGGAACGACGCGCGCGGGGAGUGUGACGUCAGAAUGAGUCGGCCGCACCGGCGCAUCGACGUCUGCGCGUUUCUUUACGGGCCACAGAUGAGCUCGUGCGGUGGACGUCAGCCGUGAGCGGAGCCGAAGAGCGGAGAGGACGAGGAGGGGGAAACAUGAGCCGGCAGCAGACCCAGGGAGUGGUUUUAACGGGUUACCACAGCAACGCGGAACUGUUGCCGAAAACCGGACCGCGCGCCACCGGCUGUCCGCCGGCGCAGGACCUCGACCUCCCGGUGCCCAGCCGCAGAACGGGCCACUACACCGUUCAGCAGGACCAGAGCGCGAGCCAUGGAGACAGAACCGUGCCUUCCACCAUCGGUACCAAACCCAGCAGCACUGAGCCCCCAUCGCUACUCCCCAGGCCUCGGCACACCUCCAGCCCGAGCUCCGGCUCCAGCCCCCGGCACAGCCCGCGGCACAGCCCCCGGCACAGCCCCAACGUCCGGCCCAGACCGCGGCUCCCGUGCCAGCGCAGCGGCUCUCAGGACUCUCUGGACGAGCUAGAGAUGGACGACUAUUGGAAGGAGGUGGAGAAUAUCACCAGCUCGGGAGGAGAAGCGGGGAGGGGCGAAGGUGGAGGAGAAGGGGAAAUGCAAGAGGAGGAGCAGCAGAAAACUCCUGAGGAAGGGGAGCAGGAGGAGGCGUGGCUCACAGAGGCGGGACUAGCCCGGCUGUUCGAUGACUCGCUGGCGGCCGACCAGGAUCAGGAAGAAGACAACGAAGUGUUCCUGUCCACACUGACCAGAUCCCAGGUGGCGGCGGUGGAACGCCGCGUGACGUCACUACAGCAGACGUUGCUACGGCGACGCAACCGCCAACACGUCCCUGAUGUCAGGGAUAUAUUCAGACCUCCCGAGAAGGAGGAGCAUCCUUGUGAGCUCAAAGAGGGAAGUGAGAAUGGCCAGAAAGACGAAGCGGAGACGGAACUGAACGUCGAGGUGGCGUUUUCGGAGCAGGCGCUCACCUACAGGGACAACCACCAGAGGUUAAGGGUCACCGCUAGGCCCGAAUCACCUGACGACAAACUACCAAACUUUAAGUUGCUCCGAGACAAAACGGGUCAGACCCGAUUAGGAGACCUGUCUCCUCUGGAUAUGAAAAAGGUGAGAAGAUUGGUACUAGUGGAAUCGACUGCUCUGUUUGACACUGCUGGAAUAGACCUGAAGGCGCACAAACCGGUCAAAGUUAAGACUAAAGAAAGUGGUCUUUUUGGUGUUCCCAUUGCCACUUUAUUGGAUCAGGACCAGAGGCGGGCUUCUGGGACCAAAGUGCCAUUCAUCCUGCAAAGGCUUAUCAGUCACAUUGAGGAGGAGGGAUUAAACACUGAGGGGCUGCUACGGAUCCCCGGGGCGGCCACCCGAGUCAAGUCGCUGUGUCAGGAGCUCGAGUCGUCUUUCUACGACGGCGCGUUUCAGUGGCAACAGUUGAAGCAGCACGACGCCGCCAGCCUCCUGAAGCUCUUCAUCCGCGAGUUACCUCACCCGCUGCUGACCGUGGAGUACCUCAACGCGUUUAUCGCUGUCAACAAGCUCCCAACAAAGAAGCAGCAGCUGCAGGCUUUGAACCUGCUGGUCCUUUUGUUACCUGAGGCCAAUCGGGACACCUUGAAGGCACUAAUGGAGUUUUUCCAGCGUGUGAUCGACCACCAGGGCAACAACAAAAUGACCCUCAACAAUGUCUCCGUCGUCAUGGCGCCCAACAUCUUCAUGUUCAAAGGCUUUCGGUCCAAGGUGACGGAGCAGCAGGAGUUCUCCAUGGCGACCAGCACAGCCAACAUCGUCCGGCUGCUGAUUCGAUACCAGAAUCUUCUCUGGACGAUUCCCAAGUUCAUUAUGACCCAGGUCAGACAUCAAAACAUGGAAAGCCAUCGGAAACAAAACAAGGAGAGAGCUGUGAGAAAGCUGCUGAAGAAGAUUACCACGGACAAACCAUCUGAUAAAGCCGCCCCUGAGGAGAGCUCGCAGGGAUUCAUUCGAGUUCAAGCGCCACAGUUCAGCAAAGUGUCGAUGGCGGUUCAGCUCACCGGAGAGCUGCAGGCUGCGGACGUGUUGUCCCGCUUCCUCAGCCAGGACAGUUCAUUGGCGGUGGACAGAGAAGAGCUGUGUCUCUACGAGAUCGGCGGAAACAUCAAGGAGAGGUGUCUAGACGGGGAAACGUACAUGAAAGACCUCUUCCAGCUCAACCCGACAGCAGAGUGGGUCAUCAGAGCUGUGCAGCGAGGAACUCCUUCCUACCACCGCGCCUCGCUGGACGAUGGAGCGCUCCAAGCGGCCCCCAACGUGUCCCGCUGACCAAAGACUCCAACCCCCCCCCCCCAUCCUUCGGGGCUCUUCUGGACGCUCGCAGGGCUGCACGUCCAAUGGCGUUUUUUCAAACGUACCCUUUUUAAUGAAAAAAACAGAUUGUUUGGCGAGUAAAGGGAAAAGUGAUGUGCUGCUGAGGCACGUCAAACCACUAUUGUAAUGGGGUGGAAAUAUCCCAAUUCUCCCAAUUUGUCCCCCCACUUGGACCACGACAUUGUGAUUCUUAAUUUUAUGCGAUACUGUAAGCAUAUUAUAUAUUUAUAUAUAUAUAUAUAAUAGAAGCCUGUGUGUUUGGAGGCACUUAAAUGAAGGUCUUAAAUUGCCUAACAAGUUUUAUACCAAAGGCUUGGACUCUUUAAGUGAUCAUUUUAAAGAAAUACAUUGCGGACUGUUAAAAUUGCCUUUUUCAGUGACUAAUCUGAUGGGUUCCAAAAGUAUGCUGAUGCAAAUACUUUUGCAAAUAUUUUUUAUUUGGCUGUGUACUCUUCAGUCUGGCUGUCAGUGGAUAUAAUACACUAAGCAAAGGUUGUACUAAUCCAGGAAUAGAAGGGCAUUGCUUUUCUUGACUUCAUGCAGCGGUCUGAUCUGAUUCUGUGUGGUUUCUUACAGUUUGACAGCCUGGGGAGGAUCAUAUCUUCACCACUAAGUCAAACACCGCAGAUAUUUCCCUUGUGGGAAACUGUGGCGUAAAAAAAUAAUGUGUCACUGUUGAAAAUGUUUCUAACUGAGUCAGUCCCUGCCUCGUAUUAUCCUGUUUACUGUGAAUGUUUUUUUUUCCUAUAAAAUGAUAUAUUUGUCUUAUUAUUGCCUCUGAAAUGACCACUAAAACCGCCUGUAAAUAAAAGAAAUGUUAUUAACUACCA